Molecule: messenger RNA, 11220 nt
Organism: Babesia ovata
Lineage: Eukaryota; Apicomplexa; Aconoidasida; Piroplasmida; Babesiidae
Exons: 3
Coding region: 1-11220 (3739 amino acids)
Source: RefSeq, a predicted model, not a curated record
AUGAUGUCUUUCCUUCAUGGUGUUCUUCAGAGUGUGAGGGAUGAUGAGAGUGUUACAACAUACAAUAAUAUGCUUGAUUCAGGUAGUAGACUUGACAAUGUUCUUCGUGAUUUAUGUUCAUUAAUUGGCUCCGGCCGUGUUGGCCUUUCGGUGUCUGUCACCAAGGUGAAGGAGUGGUUGGGGAAUUAUAAUGAUGAAGUUGAUAGCAAGACAAAAGCAGUGACCGAUGGAUUAUCUGUACUUAUAGGUAAGUUGAGUAGUGAUAUUUCAUCUGGUGCAGGUAUGUAUUAUACUCAAGUCUCAAGGAUGGAGAACGACAAGCUUCAAGAUCAACUCAAGGCAUGGCAGGAGACGUUACCUAGCAUAUUUAAUGACAUCAAUAAUAUUGAAUAUAAGCACAUUAACUCACUGGAUAGCGCACUUAAACAUAAAUUAAAUGUUGAGUUACGGCCGAUUAAGGAGGCCGUUAAGAUGCUGGGUGAGACGGCCAAGGAAGCAGCCCUUGUGGCUCAGAUCAACGUUGUUGAUGAGACGUUGGCUACGCAGUUCGAUAAAAUAUAUAAAAUGAUCGGGGAAUUGAGAAAUGUGAAGGAUAAACAAUUCCGCAUUAUAAUGAAUGCGAUUGAAAUGGCCGAAAUAUUUUUGAAACAUGAUUUUGAUCGUGAUUAUGGCUGUAAUAUUAUUGGCAAUUUUGGUGAGAUACAGUGGGAACUUAUUAGGGUAUAUGGUACUUUGGAAUAUAAGACCAAUGAGAUCGAGAGGUUUAUCCGACAGGCUCGCACUGAAUUUGAGACUUUGAAAAGUAAGGUAGGAGAUAAUGCAAAAAAAGCCGGCGACAAUAUAAAUGGUAAUUGGAACACUCUCAAAAGUACCGUUACGGAAGCUCUUAAAAAGAUUAAUAAUGAUAAGGUACGAGAUCGUGGAGCGCUUCAGAAGAUUAUAGAGGGCAUGAAAACUUAUGGUUGGAAGUUCAAUAAAGAUACGUUUACCAAGAAGGUGGAGGAGUGGAUUAAAGACAUUUCGAUGAGUCAUGCUGUGGUUCAGCAUUGGCUUGGGGAGUACGUUGGGUAUAUUAAAAGCAAACUCAGUGAGAAUACUCUGGAUGGGAAAUUAAACGAAGGUAAUAAUGCAUUUGACGAACCAACAAUUAAACAGAUCGCAAGCGCAAUUGUGGAAAACAUUCAGCAACAAAUUGGCGACGCAUUCACAUCCAUCACAAACAUCAACCAAGAUGGCAUUGAAAAAAUUGGUCAGGUCAAAGAGGCCUGCGAAUCAUUUGCUGGAAAACUCAAUCAAAAAAUUAAGGAAGGGGAAGUUGAUGGAAGCCUUACGUUUGCAGCGGAUAUAGCCAAAGCCAUUGAGGCAAAGGUUUUGGGUAUUCAAGACUCCGACGAUGGCAAUUACUUUCUCCAAUUCGCAGUUAAAGCCCUGAUAUCUUCACUUUAUGGUAUGUCCCAGAAAUUCGCCUCUGAACUGCAGUCCUUCCUCACAACAUCUACCAUCAAAGUCAGUUUACAGGAAGCUAUAGCAAGUUCGAAUUCAAUCGAGACCGAAUUCAAUAAGUCUGGCAAUGAUAGCCAUGGCCAAAAAAUCGAUGCAGCAUUGCAAACCAUUGGCCAGAAAAUUACAGAGCUUGAUAAGCUGUUGGUGGAGCAGCAAACAGACCAGCAAGGAUCAAUUCAGCAGAAACUUGCCGAUAUCCAGAUUGACAUUUCAACAUUAUAUGGCAUACAACGAAAGGACGGUACCAUUGAGCGAAAGCGAAAUGAAGCUGAAACGAAAAUGCAGCAGUUAAAGAGAAAGAUUAAAUUCAAAAUUCAUGAUAUACUUGAAGCCUCUAAAAACGCCAAUGCAUACGUGAAAACGGCCAUCGAUAAUGUUGAAAUGGCCGCCCGAACUGCCCAUCAGACCAUUACAAAGCAAAUCCGCUCCCUCUUCACCAACCAAAAACUCGCCGACCUCUCCGCGCUGCACAAACUCGUCGAACGCCAGGCCAAAAAGAUCAAAGAUAUAAUUGACAAGGAUCUGGCGAACGGAAUCAAGGGCCUGCUGUCAAGAAUGCAAAGCCAUCAUCCAACGCUUUCCGAAGUCCCACGUUUAGAGGAAUUUACAAAGGCAUCGACAACGACGAAAUGGUACAUGGAUUAUGUCACGGAGUACAUUAAAUACCAACUCCUUCCAGACACCAAGCCCCCAACCCCUACCACUCCAGUCCCACCCCCAAUCUCCGGCGGCGGUUACACAGCGCGGCCGGCUGCGACUACGGUUGAUCCUAAAAAGAACACUGAUGAGGUACCAGCAGGCCGUGUAGGAGUGGCACCUAAAAUCACAUCUCAGCCCUCCCCUCCCACCGUCCAACCAUCUCCCUCCCCGUCCACCAAGAAUCCCAUUGAGAAGUUUUUCGAUGGGCUUGACAUGCAUACUCGGCGAUUAUUUUCGGCGCUGUCAGGAGGUUUCUAUAGUAAAACGUGUGCAUCAUAUUGUGAUCUAUUCACCAACUUCCUCCACUCAAUGCGUCCUACAAAGUUCGCAGAGCACGACAGUCCCCUACUAGAUGUCCUCAAAUCCGGCCUCCAGGAUUUCCUGGAGCAACUGAGCUAUGCAUAUGUGAACACAUACGAGGGACAUCCAUCUCUAGUUGAAUUUACGUCGGAGGCUGAUGGGAAGAACUGCGCUAAGACAUUUUUGUCUCUACUGGAGACUCUGUUCGAUGACUUAGGUAGACUUAAGAAAAAAUGCAACAGGGGUUGGAAGACAUUCAGAAUUCAUCGAGGUAAUGAGAAACUUAAGACAGAAAUGGAAAAUCCCCUUGGUCACUUCUUCCAAAAGUGUGGAUAUGAGGUGGCAGGCUCUGCGAAAUUGCAAAAUGGACAUUUACGGAAUGAGAAGAAAUUCACAGGUGAAGAGGUUUAUAAGCUCAUCGCCGGUGAAUCACUUAGUCAUGUUUUCAGACAGCACGGGGAGGGACCGUUUGACUUACUGCACGAAUACCUCCAAGACUACUACGCUGUCGGUCACAUUGCCACUUCAUUCGCCACCAAGCCGCCGUGUUCUGUAUAUGAAAUGUUACUCUGGUGUGCCGGUCUCACGCAUAACUCUGUUUAUUCUGCGUUACUAUCGAGCAUUAGCGAAAAGCUUGAGGAGCCAGAUAAUCCACUUGGCGCCGACACUGACGGCCUUGUUGCGUUUGACAUGAAAGAUACAUUCCUAAAUACAUAUCCACAUAAAGUCACGUAUGGUAAUUUCGAGAAUUUGUUAGACCAUAUUUGUUCGAAAUCAUCGUCCAUCUUGACGACCGUUCUCGGCACCGGCGACGAGGAUACGGUGUACGCCUGUGAUUUCUAUGAUAACUCCAUGAAAUUGUAUUAUCCUAAAAGCGGCGCGGAGUGCUUAGAUGCGUUAUUAGAUAUAUUGCGUCGAAUGUUCCCACCGCUCAGAUUUUUGUUUUUCCAGUGCAGAGUCGGUGAAUCAGACUACGGCUGGGGGGACUGCCACUUCGGCAAGAACAUAACCCAAGCAAAAUGGCAGUGUACCAAGCACUCAAAGUCUGAAUCAAAUUGUCAACCUACGUGCCAAUCAAAGUGCCAGGCAAAUAGCAAACCAAAUUGCCAACCAACGUCGCCACUUCAGUCAUACCUCACUGACAGUCUCGUCGGUUGCCUCCCUCACCAGCUUAGCGGAAUUGGUUGCAAACCAAAAUGCACAACAUGUCCUGGCAGCAAACCCGGAAUGCCAUGCUUAACACCUCUCGGAUUCAGAGGUAUCUCAGGCAUCACACGUAGAGGUGAAGACCUAAGCAACGUGCUGCGUAACUUGUUCGGUGACACAUACCUUUCAUCGCUAUUCUGCCUUGCACCCAAAGCACCAAGUACACUUCCAGAACACUUCGGAUUUGCGUUGUCACUUGUUAAUAAGUGGAAUGACCGUGGUAGUCAUCCAAUCAAAGAUGCCGUUAAAAAGGCUAUCGACGACCGUUCCAUUAGCCUCUAUGAAGAGGCCUCCACCCUCACCACUGCGCUGAGCAACGCUUAUGGCAGCAGCCAAAUUAGCCAUGAUGCUACAAAAUAUCACACUACUAGUGUUGGCGACAAUAACGAUGAACCUAAAAAAGGCAGCUUGUCAAGUCUCUGUAUGGCCACCGCAUGUUCCAAUGCGCUGUGUGCCCCUUAUGUAUAUACGUUGUGCUCCGAUUACUACACUUACUUAGGCAAAUCGCAUUCCAAGCUGUACCUUUCCUGGGCCAUUUAUCUGCCUUGGUCGUUAUGGAGUUACCUCGAAAGCCUGUACAACGCUAUCAAGGACAUCUUCUGCCAGGACUGGGGAUGUAGCAAAUGCCUUAACGGUAAUAAAUGUAGACGGGGACAACAUGGACUUGUCGACGACAAAACGAAUUCAGCAAAUUGUCAUUGCGAUUCCAUGGUACAAUGCAGAGGCAUGAUGCCGACGCUAUAUAACCCUCUGGUCGCUCUCGCUCCUGUACCUGCUGCACGUCGCCGUCGUCCGCCUCGACGUCCUGAGGAUACGCUCCCACCUGAGAUCGCCCGCAAGCCACCGCAUCGCCGCGCAGUCCCUCCUCGCCGCCGCACGCGUCAAGGCACUCGCCAACGUCAAGCUGCCAGAGAAAAAGCCUUGGGUGAUAUUGAUGCCCGCCGUAUCUCUCUUGGUCAGCUUGCUGGACAGCUUUCGGGGUUUAUUGGCAAAAGUGAGGAAGUAAAAAAUGCACUUGUGAAGGGUUUGCACAGUAACGUAAAUCAGCUUAGUAGGCUUUUAGAAGCAUCUUGCGGAGGUGAGGGGUGUUGUAAUGAAGCUGUGAAAUUCCGUGAUGUAAAACUUACAACACUUCGAAACAAAUUUAAUGACAUUGAUAAAAUUGAGAGAGAAAUUGAUGGCCUUAAAAAUGAAAUUGCUGAAAAAAGGAAGGCGUCCGGAGGGACGCCGUCCGGCAGUGGUCCUGAGAUUGAGAAGCUUGAAAGGGAAAUUCAGCAAAAAAAUCAGGAACUUCAACAGAAAAAUGAGGAGCUUAAAAGGCAAAUUGAUAGCCUUAAAAAUGCUUUAGAUGAGCCUGAAAAGGAAAUUGAUGAAUACAUUAAGAAGCUUACUGCCAGCGUAAAACAGUGUGAAGAGGACAUUAAGCAGUAUAAAAAGGAUGAAAAGCAGAAAAAUAAUUUAAAGGAUGAUAAAAAUAUCUCCAUUCCCUACAGUCUUUCUCAUCCUCUUGAAACUGAGCAGGCUAAAUUGCAGUCUCAUAAGGCUUCGUUGGAGUCUCUUAAAAGUCUUGAAAAGCUUAUUGAAUUUCAUCAGAAUGCUCAAACUAAAAAUGGUGAAGAAUGUAAAGAUAUUUUAGAUAAAUUGUGUUCAGGUCUCCAAACAUUCUUAGGCUUCAACCCGUCUUCCAAAGGCUACGAUGGCGAGGGCAUCGUGUACUCGGACCUUGACAGGCUCUGCGACGGGGUGAUGUCUUUCCUUCAUGGUGUUUUAGAUAACAUUAAGCCUAAAUUAGGCCAGCAUAAAACACAAAUUGAUAGCGCACUUACUUCACUUAAAAGCACAAAUGAUAAUGGUAUUACUAAAUACAAGGCGGCGAUAGCCGAGGUGGUUAAGGGUGUACGGAAGUACACCAAUUAUGUAAAAACCUCUAGUGAAGAUGUCAAGAGGCAAAUUACGACGUUUCAAGGACAGGUGAAGGAAACGUUUGAUGCCGAAAUAACAGAAAUUCCUGAGGGCGAAGCCCUUGAGGGGUUACCCGCCAAGGACGUUGGAAAACAUGUUUCCGCGGUAGGUAAAUUAGCGUCCGUUUACGUUCAAUGUGGCAAUAAGUUUGAACAAAAUAUGAAACAUCGUCAAGCAAAAAUCGACGAUCUCAACAGUGAUCUUAAAGUUGCAAUAAGUCACGUGAGAGAGAACAUCAAGCAUGAGACUGCAAGGCUCCGGACGUUGUCGAGUAGGGAGGAGAGUGCGUUGAAAGCUACGAUCGCAAAAAUAAAAGAAGCAUUAAAUGCUUUGAAAGUGAGUGUAAUUGAAAAGAUUAGAGAGAAAAUUAAUGAGCUGGUUGAGGGAUUGAAAAGAUUAGUAACGUCAAUUUUGGAUAUACUCAACAACAUUGAUUGGCAUCUGAAAAAUAAUCUGAAGGAUUUGAAAAAAUGGAUUCAAGAUGCGGACGAAAUUGUAGUUGAAGCAAUAAACGAUACGAGAAGAAUCAUGGAUGAACGCCAUUGUGGAUGGCUGUCGGAGGUAAAGAUUAAGGAUAAUGCGAACAAGGUAAAACACUGGAAGGAUGAGCUGGACAAAUACAUUACUAGUCAGAAGCAGGAAAUUAAGAAUAAAGUUGAAAACGCAAAAGAGACAGAAGUCAAAAAGUUGGAAACUUGGAAGGGAGUGGCCGGGAAAGUUGUGGAGGCGGCGGAUGCACAGGCUGUGAAAAUUGGUGAGAUGGUUAAACAGGAUGAUCCUUCCAAAGGUUUGAUUCACAAGUUAGCUCAAGAUAUGCAAACAAAGGCUGAGAGUCUCAGGAAGGCGGCAAUUAGGGCUAAAAAUGCUGUUGAGCAGCAAGUCGGCUUGGUGCAAAAGGUUCUGAAAGAAUUGGAUGCUGCAGUAAGAAUGGAUUUAAAAAAUGUGAAAACAAGUAUUAAGAAGGACAUCGAAGAAGUUAUUAAUAAGUAUGUCAAGCAGGCCUUGUUGAAGGCUGACGAACUUGAAAAUGUUUACAAGCAGAAAUUGGUAAAGAUUCAAAAGGGUGUGGAUGCAACGGUUGGAAAGGAUAGUGCUGGUGAAGGCAUUUUGAAAAAGCUCACGGAUUUGGACGAUGACGUUAAAAGGGGGUUGGUAGAAGUGAGGGAUACGACGAUUAAAGGCAAGUUGGGUCCAUUUGUUCGGGAUUUGUUUCAGAAGGUGAUGGAGGCUGCGAAUGACGCGGAGGAUGCGUGGAAUCGGGGCAGCAAUACAAAGGGUUUUGAGAAACUGAAAAGGGUGCUAGGGGGGAAAAAUGAGGAGUAUAAAAAUCUGCUUCAUCUACUUAACGGCAACAAAAAUGGUCUCGACAAAUCAUUGGAAAGCAUCCUACACGGAAUAAAAACCUAUCUAUCAACUCAUCUACAGGGCGAUUCUGAACUCGUGAACGCCAUUUCCAAUGAUAUUCAUGAGGUGGUAAAGACGGCAUUCAACAAAGAUAUCAUUACAGGUCAAAUAAAGUUUGAUCACACAUUCAUGUCAGCUUACAAGUUGAAGACAGAGAUCAGUGGUGACGGAGAUCAUAGAGGUGAUUUGCGACAAGAGAUUGAUAAGAUAAAAAAGCAUGUGGAAGACAUACAGGAGCAGGUGGAUGGAAAGGUCUUGAUUAGAAAUUUUAAAGAACCCGAAACGCCCAAAAAGGAACUUACAGUUGCCCUCACUGACAUCACCGGCAAAGACUUCGCAUCCGCACUGAAUGCAAAUAUGCCGGAUAUUCAAGUUAGCUCAGAUGGCAAAAAUACCCAAACAAUAUCACUUGCCCGUUUCCCGGGUUAUAUAAGCCAUAUAAGCCAUCCCGCGGAUCCUAAACUUGCGGCCGAUAAACCUUUAGAUGGAAAACUUCCACAGGCGAUCGACAAAAUUAAAAAUCCAUGCCUAGCAGCUCUUAGUGAGGUUCCGCAGCAAGACACCUUCCAAACCCCCUUCCAAUCCAUCACCGGCCAACUCACAGCCAUCGCCAACAUACUCGACAGCAGCCAGAUAACGCGGCAUCCUACCAAAAAAAUCGGCGUCAGAAACUACCUGGAAGAAUUGUCUCUUCUGAUUGACAAGGGUGAAGAGCAUACUCUAGCCACCAAUCUGGAACCACAUACCUCCCGAGGACGUCCAUCUACUUUCUCCAUCACUGUCCCUUCCUCCAUCCCCGGCCUCAUGAAGAUCAAGGAUGAUAUCACCGGCGCUCUCGACGGUAUCGACACUCACGUCACUGCGAUCAGCAUUACGCCAACCACUGAAGCCCUUGAAUCUCUGUCCUCCGAUAUUACGUCCAAUCUCGCAGCCCUCAUUAAGGCCUUCACUGCUAUCGGCAAAAAACUCAAUAAGGAUGUUACCACCUUGAAGACUAAAAUCGGCGUUACUGCCUCUGGCAACACGGCCGCCCCAAACACUCUGCAAAUCAUUUACGACGAACUGGACAAACUCCAGAAAGGCCCAGUGACUAAGGCAAUCAAAGAUGCCAAUGAAUUCAUCAAAGUGCACGCCCCAACAUUGCAGGAAAAAUGCAUCCAAGAACUCGAAAAUCACGUCACCCAGGAAGUCUCCACCGCAACCACCAGCCUCACGGCCCACGCCCAGAAGCAGUACAUCGCCGCCGUACGAAAUUUACUAACGGACUUCGUCACCAAAGUGCGGAAGGAGCUGGAACCUCUGCCGGGGAAAAUAAACGAGGACUUGGAGCAAGGCCACAAGAAGUUUAUGAAGACCUUCGGAGAGAAGUUUGUUAAUAAAGUCAACGGAAUUAAAUCUAUUGACUCGUACGUUUCUGCCAUCGAAGUGCCGCAACAUGAUCCGCAAAAAUAUCCACUAGGCAAGGCGACGAAAAUGUUGAAUGAGGCCUUUAGAGGCUUUUUUGCAGAUUUGUCAAAACAAACCGAUUUCACGUCUGACUUCCAUAAAGUUCAACCGACCAAGGAGUCCUUUGCCAAAUUACUUGAUGGUCUCACAACCUCCGAGCAUUUCGAUAAGAGGUUCACUAGAAACCUGGAGGAACUUGACAACGUCCUCGGUAAAUUCAAACCUUCGGAAUUCGGCGAAGCCAAGAGCCCGUUGCUUCUCGAAUCCCUGAGACAUGGUUUUACGCCCCUCGUUACAGAGCUGAAGAAAGCAUACGUAAAUUGUUACUCUGGGAGGCAAUGGUAUGAGAGUGAACAAGGACGCUAUGCAAAAGUAUUUUGCAGCAUCACUCCAAUCUUACACAACACCUUAGAGGAGCUGAAAGAGAAACUUGAAAGCGAAUGGAAAGAGUAUAAAAUAUAUAAUCCAGAUGCCUCCCACCACAGCCUACAUAAGCUUUUCUUCCGUGAAAACGGGUACGACUUUGGUCUCCCUGACGAUGUCCCCAACGGAGAGUUGAAUCACAGGGCAGACUGUACUCCCGGCCGUAUUCUCAGUCAUCUUACCGGUAAAACACAUAAGCUGUUUGCUGCCACACGGCCCUUCGACGUAUCGUCGGUGAAUGGUGAUGAUGCGGAAAAUCUAAAAAUAGACGUUAUCGAAGGCGAGAGCCUAUUAGAAAAGCUUUACUCAUUGCUGCACGAUUACUUUAAUGUUUGCCACACCACUCACAUUGACAAACCCAGAACCCCGUGUAAUAUUUAUGAGAUGUUGUUAUGGUGUUCCGGAUUGCAGUUCAAUCGCGUGUAUCAUCCACUAUUAGAUCACGUUCGUACCUUAUUCCCGGUGGAUGAUGAAUCGCAGCCGCCUCAAAAAAUACUUCAGCCCAUUGUAGCAUAUCCACAUAACUUCACACGUGAGGACGCAUGUAGCGCAAUUGAGCACGUAUCCGAGAACGCUUACUUACUCCUAACCGGCAUACUCGGCACCGGCGACGCAGAGUGCAACUAUGCAUCUGACUUCUCUACCAACUUCCUUAAAUUAAAGUAUCCCUCCAGAGGUGAGGACUGUUUGCAUACGUUACUAGAUAUACUUCGUAGAUUGUUCCCAGUGCUUAACUUCAUGCAUACCCAGUGCACCAUUCCCUCCAAGCACUGCGGUUGGCGUGACUGCCUCUACGGCAAUGGCGUCGGCCCAUCCAGUUGGCAAUGUAAGGAGCACUCAAACACUCAACCAACGGACCAACCAAAUAGCAAACCUACGUGCCAGGCAAACACCAAACCAAAUUGCCAACCAACUUCACCUUUAAUGUCCUAUCUGAACGAUUGCCUGCCAGGGCAUCUGCCACAUAGAUUAGAAUCAGUUGGAUGUAAGUCCGAAUGUAAGACAUGUCCUUCCAGUACACCCGGAAUGCCGUGCCUUACGCCUCUGGGUUUCCGGGGUUUCUCUGGCAGCACGAAGACGGGCAAGGACAUAUGUAGGAUACUCGGCCAAUUCUUCUCCGACAUCUAUUUGCCGACACUAUUCACCCUUGUUCCUAAACCUCCAAAGACGUUGCCCGAACAUUUCGGUUUCGCGUUGUCACUUGCAAACGUGAUUAAUGAUAAUAGGAUCACUAAUGUUGGUGGCACAACAACUUUCAAGAACACGUUUAUCGCAUCCAUUGAUGAGCAGUCAAUUGAGUUAUGUGACGAACCAACUGGUCUUACGGAUGCUCUCACCGCUGCUUAUAGCUCUCCCUCCGCCCCUCAUUCCAGCUGCGAUGACUCUCACCUUAUGCAUUUGACAACCACAGCCGCCUGCAAAGGCAUGAGUGGCAAAAUGGAAUGCUCUCCAUAUCUAUCCACGUUGUGCGACGGUGCGUAUCUGUAUCUCGCGGAGAAGCAUUCCAAGUUGUACUUGUCAUUCUCCAUCUACCUACCUUGGCAAUUUUGGAGCUGCCUCAAUAACCUAUACGAGGCGUUCCUUAAUAUCUACUGCCAGUACUGGGGAUGUAGUAAAUGUCUCCGCGGUGAACAAUGCAAAAAGGGAUCACAUGGAUCAAUGAAUGACGACACCAAGAAACCAAGUUGCUCAUGUUCUUCAUUGGUACAGUGCAGAGGGGUGUCACCCACGUUGUAUAAGUACGGCUUCAGGUUUGGUGCAGCAUCUUUACUAAAUAAUAGAGAUUCACCAAAAACAUGCUCUGACUUCUGCAAACAACUCAAACAUGUCCUCCACUCACAGUAUUUCUCAAGGACUUAUUCACAAAAUGUGACGAAUUCUAUGGAUCAUUCGCACACCCUUCUCCUACCUGUUGUUAGCCCUCUGGUCGCUGUCGCUCCUGUACCUGCUGCACAUCACCGUCGUCCGCCUCGACGUGCUGAGGAUACGCUCCCACCUGAGAUCGCCCUCAAGCCACCGGAUCGCCGCGCAGUCCCUCCUCGCCGCCGCACGCGUCAGGGCACUCGCCAACGUCAAGUACUUCUCGCCAUAAUCGUGCCUUCACCCACUCACUCACCCACUCAACCACUCAACCACCCAAUCACCCACUCAACCACCCACUCAACCACCCACUCACUUCACACUCUACUCAACACCUCCACCUACUUCAACCAUUUCAACUACUUCACCACUUCACUCCACUCAAUUCAUACUUCACCUUUACCGACACGAAUUUAA